UGUGGGAAGAACUGUUAUGAUGGCCUGUGUUGUGAGCAGACAAAUAAGAAAGAGAAACGAAAGAAAGAGAAAGGAAGAAAAAGAAAAAGAAAAUUGGAUAAAGACAGAGAAAAAUUAAUUGCAAAGGAAAUAUUAAGAAAAUUAGUUAAAUAAGUAUUUAGUUAUAUGCCACCUAAUUAGAAAAUGAUAUCUGUAUAGUCUGAAUCAGUUUUGUGCUUUAUUUUCCUCUUCGGUUAAAUUUUGAACCAAACCGCAACCAGUUCGCAGCUGCUCCCACUUCGGUUAAAUUUCCGGGCUAUCCAUGAACAAAACCGACCUGAUCCCACUCCAUUAAAUUUGCAUCCCCCUCCUCUCUCUGUUUCAAGAAACUUCUUUGAAGAAGAGAGUUGCAUGGUGCAUUGAAGAAGAAGCCAGUCCAGCAAUCCAUCAUCUCAACAUGCCAAAAGAUAAAAGGGUUAAUGCCUUUUCCUUCAACCGGGCAAGGACAUCUCCAUACACUUGCAGCUCAAAGAAAUCUGACCCCGAGUCACAGAAAUCUUUGCCACCAGUCGGGAAUGAAAGAGAGUGGGAAGAAGCUAGGUGUCCAAUAUGUAUGGAGCAUCCACACAAUGCUGUCCUUUUACUUUGUUCUUCACGAGACAAGGGUUGUCAGCCUUAUAUGUGCGAUACAAGUCAUCGACAUUCUAAUUGUCUUGAUCAAUUUUACAAAUCACAGGCAUUAUCAGGAGCAACUAGGUCUCAUGUGCAGCAGCAACCUGAGCUUGCUUGCCCUCUUUGCCGGGGACAUAUCGAAGGAUGGAUUGUUGUAGAGGCUGCUCGUAAUUUUAUGAACUCCAAAACAAAGAGCUGUGCCUUGGAGACAUGUAAUUUCACUGGUAAUUAUGCCGAACUAAGAAAACAUGCAAGGCGUGAACAUCCCUCUGAAAGGCCUUGUGAGGCUGAUCCUACGCGGCAGUCUGAGUGGACAAGAUUGGAGCAUCAAAGGAACUUUGAAGAUGAUUUCAGUGAGUAUCAAGCACCAUCUGAUGAUGACUCUUCUGGAGAUGAUUUCCUAACCGAGCUGUCUCUUGAUGGUGGUCUAUUUGACUCGGAGGCUGAGGAGGGAUUGGAUGAAGACAUCAAUAUAUCACUUGAUUUCGAGCUUCAAACGGACUUUGAAGAUGCUUUCAGUGAAUCUGAUGAUGACUCUUCUGAAGAUGACUUCCUAACAGAGCAGCCUCUUGAUGGUGGUGUAUUUGACUCAGAGGCUGAGGAGGGGUUGGAUGAAGACAUCAAUAUAUCACUGGAUUUCGAAUUUGAGCUCUCGUUCUCUUUCCCGAGUGAGUUCCCAUCGAUGCCUUGGGCACGGGAUAGGUCUCCAAGCUAUGCUCGUGGGGGAAACACCUAUCUAUCAGAGAGUGGGGCUAGAUCACAAAACAGGAGAUCCAGAAGAUCGGCAUCAAGUUCUGAUAACCACGAACGAAGGCCAACAGCUACAAGAAGCACAAAUUUGUCGUCAAGGCGCACGCCUAAUACACAAAGUUCAUCUAGGGAACGGAGACGGAACAGAUGAAUUUAACAUUUGGUUGUAAUUGUAGAGUUUAGCUCAUGCCUUUUAGUUAUUCAUCUCAUCUCUCGCACUCCUAUUACGGACUGUUAGUUUUUGUUUCGUGUCUUUCAUUCUUUUCCUCUUAAAAUUCAUAGUCCAACUUCGGUAUAGAUACUAAGCUUUGUUCUUCAUAUAGAAGGCUCUGCCGAUACUAACCUUAGUAUCUGCUUUUCCAGUAUUGGGCACUGUCCAAGUGACACUUUUGUUGCAUUUUAUGACAGUUUUUACUGAACGUUUGAUUUUAAAUGUUGAUUUGAGUUACAAUCC
Messenger RNA from Lycium barbarum (goji berry), 1855 nucleotides. RefSeq lists its product as uncharacterized. Bases 437 to 1552 code for a protein of 371 amino acids. NCBI's taxonomy places the organism in Eukaryota, Viridiplantae, Streptophyta, Magnoliopsida, Solanales, Solanaceae. The transcript is spliced from 2 exons. The record is from RefSeq and is a predicted model, not a curated record.